GCCGCCACCGGCUGGAGAGGAGAGCGUGUCUCUGCUCGCGCGCACCGAGCUGAGGAGCGGUCAGCAGCAAUAUUUGCCUCGGACCGAGGAGAACGCCCGGACCUCUUGCUGUUGUGUUUUUCUUUUAGGAUUUAUACCUCCGAGACGACCUGCCGUCAUCAUGUCUCGCGCUCCUGACGGUGUGAGCAAGCUCACUGAAAGUACAUACAAGAAUGUGAUGGAGCAGUUCACGCCGGGUCUGAGGAACCUGGUCAACCUUGGGAAGAGCUACGAGAAAUCUGUCACAGCAAUGAGUUUGGCUGGAAAAGCUUAUUUCGACGCCGUGUCAAAGAUAGGAGAAAACGCUAUCGUGUCUCCGGCCUCCAGAGAGCUCGGUGUUGUUUUGAUGGAGGUCGCUGAAGUUCACCGGAAGGUCUACAAUGAACUGGAGGAGAAUCUCAAGAGAUUUCAUGAAGAGAUUAUUGUAGAGCUGGAGAAGAAGACAGAAAUGGAUGUGAAGUACAUGACCGCCACCUUCAAGCGCUAUCAGACCGAGCACAAACUGAAGCAGGACUCUCUGGAGCGCUCUCAGACAGACCUGAAGAAGCUCAGGAGGAAAAGUCAAGCAAAGCACUCGUCCAAGUACGACAUAAAAGAGAAUGAGUAUUUGGAGACCAUCACAUCCCGACAGAGGGACAUGCAGAAGUUCAUUGCAGACGGCUGCAGAGAGGCCUUCCUGGAAGAAAAGAGGCGCUUCUGCUUCCUGGCAGACAAGCACUGCAUGUUUUCCUACCAGCUUAGCAACUUUUACGACAAAGCCAAAGAGAUCCUGAAUUCAAGGCUGCCAACCUGGCAGGAAAAAUGCAGCGACGUCAACCAAAUGCCGGACUCUGUGGUGAAAAUGAUAGGUCUGUCCACCGUUCCAGAAGCAACAUCACUGACUGACUUCCACAACAAGAACAACGUGGGGACCAUGGGGCUUCCACCAGCACCACCAGUAAAGGCCCAGAUCAGCCCACUGGCCAAUAUGUUUAACCCUGAGCCCAAAUCUCCGCUGACCUCCCCCUCAGAUCUCAGCUCAGACCGGAGCAGUGUUGGAGACGGCAGCCUGUCCAGGUCCACAUCCCAGUCGUCUGGUCUGAACGUGAGCAGGAAGUCCCGAGUCAGGACCAUCUUUCCUCACACAGCGGGCAACAAUCACACACUCCUCAGCUUUGAUGAUGGUGACAUCAUCAGUUUGCUCAUCCAUGAAGAGAGGGAUGGGUGGCUGUACGGAGAGCUGGAGAAGACUCAGCAGCGUGGUUGGUUCCCUUCAUCCUACUGCAGAGCUUACGCUGAGCCUGUGAUGUCCAACAGUAGCAUGAGCACGCCGGUGAGGAGCCUGAGUGUGGUCAGUCUGCAGGAGGAGGAGGAGGAUGAAGAGGAUAUUUAUGAGCCCGUGCUGCUUCCACCACCAGACUACAGCGACCUCGCACAACCCAGUUCAGUGGCGUCCCAAACACUUUCACAACAGAACACGGUGUCUUUAGUCAAUGGGACUGCAAAGGCUCCAUUUUUAGGAGGAGGUAAUCCUUUUUCUAUGGUCAAGCUGAGGCCGACAGUCACAAAUGAUCGAUCAGCGCCAGCCAUCUAGGAGUUUUAGUCACCGGGGAAUCGUACACGGGCCUUGUGCCGAACACCAUAAUCCACGUUUUACAUCUCACCAGCCUGCAUGCUUGACCCCUGCUCUGUUUAAGGACAUCUACUGCUCCAGUGCUACUUUUAGAUAAACGAAUCGUUGACUUAAGCAGAAGCAAAGAGAAAGCAAACUAUUAGUUUUUGUAAUGGCUCCUAAAUUUAGGCUUUUUAAAAACUCAGAUAAGGUUCAGUCAAGCUGAAAUAUGAUUCUUCUUACCAGAAGUCAACCGAUGAACAAAAAUAACCCUCAGGGGUUAAUAAAACCUAGCCAGUGGCUUCAGCGUGAUGCUGUUUCUGCUUCUUUUUCCUUCCACGUAAGCUCAGGGAUGGCCGAUAACAGAUAAAUUACUGUUCGACUUAUCGGUGGGUUGAUUAACCAGCCUUUCCAAUAAAUUCAUGCAGUGAAUCUCAGCUGAGAGGCAAAGGAAGAGGAGUGUCUCCUGGAGAACAGGCACUCAGCGUUUUCCGCUAGACCCUCGCUCGCUCGCUCACACACACGUAGAUCAGUUGAGAUCUUUAAAAACAAAAACAUGAAACCUUUUUACUUUAAAUAACUCCAAAACACUCAAAAGUCUUAGUUGAAGUUGUUUUUCUUCCAGCUCAAAGUGUUUUCAUUCAAACUACAUCAAACACCUGCUUCAUUCAGUUUGGUUUGAGGAAACUUAUUUGACUUUAUUUAUUAAAAAAAAAACAUCAGUGGUUCAUUGUGAUGGAGGCUGUCCUUGCCUGUGAGCUGAAGGCGCAUGUAAAGACCCGCCUCUUUUUAUUUUGGAGUUUUCUGUCCCUUUUAAAGUGUUGUGAUUGGACAAAGCGGUCCAGGUUUGUCUGAGGAAAUGGACCCGCCUUCCUGACUUGCCAAAAACAUCUUAUUUCUGUUUUUAUUGGUAAGAUUUUUGCCUUUCUGAGAGGGCAGGCAGAGGUGAGGAUGAAGGGAGAGAGGCUCGUUAGGUAAAGGGCUUGUUUUUUUGUUUUUUUUUUAGCGUUUUAUUUAAAAAAAAUUGUAAUCAGAAAGCUAUUUAUAUGGAGGUAAUUUGUAUGGCGUUUGUAAAUAAACAUCUAAACAGAAGUCCAUCUGUGCUCCACCUGAAGCUUGGAUCCAGUCUUCAUCUAGACUUUACGGCUCCUGCUUGUUUUAAUUUAACUUUUGUUGGAGUAAUUUGCCUUUUUAUGACUAUUUGUAGCGUGCUGCAUGUACUCAAAGCAGCACUUCCUGCUAAAUGAGAUGGGUUUUAACAGUUGAACUUUAUGUAAACAAAGUCCUUGCUGUUUGACUUUUAUGCCCUGUGUUUGCUCUGUGAUUAAAAACUAAUCAAUGUAUUGAUCCAUAAACACCGCUCUGAGACAGUUGAUGCUUUUUAUUUUCUUUGUUUGUGUUAUCCAGUUGAGGCUUUUUCCUCCCCAUUAAAACAAGAUAAAUGUUGCACA
Molecule: messenger RNA, 3081 nt
Organism: Nothobranchius furzeri (turquoise killifish)
Lineage: Eukaryota; Metazoa; Chordata; Actinopteri; Cyprinodontiformes; Nothobranchiidae
Gene: baiap2l1a
Product: BAR/IMD domain containing adaptor protein 2 like 1a
Biological process (GO): actin filament bundle assembly; actin crosslink formation; plasma membrane organization
Cellular component (GO): cytosol; nucleoplasm
Molecular function (GO): protein binding
Source: RefSeq, a predicted model, not a curated record